GAUUUAGUUGGAAAAGGUUGCCGCACGUGACUGGUCACUUUUACUCGCUUCGUCGAUAUGGUGUGCGCAAAGUAAAAGUGAUAAAGUGUAUAAUAGAGAAAAUGUUAUAUUAUUUUCGCGACAGGUGAUCGCGUAUCUUUUAGGCGACAAAAAUCGAUCAAGAUGCCGAAGAAAUUUGUGGGUGAGAACAGUAAAGCUGUUGCCGCUCGGGCGAGAAAAGCGGCAGCGAAAGAAGCCGAAACUGUGAAGAAAGCGAUGGAAGCCGAAGACAAGGCUUGGGAAGAUAACGACAAACAGUUGUUGAAAAAGAAACAAAAACAAGAAGAACUUGAGAAAAAACGUCUGCAGCAACUGGAGAAAAAGGCCGAGGCAAAAGCUUUACUUGAAAAAGAGAUGGCAACUAUAAAAGUCGGUGGCAAACAACCAGCGUCCAAAGUUACCAGAGCCGAAAUUGUUUCUAUCACGGAAAAACGGAAUCUGGUGGCUAUGAAGAAGAAAGAAGACGAGAAACCGAUUGAGGAAAACUUGAAUAGACUAACUUUGGAAGGUGAAACGGCUCACGGUAUAGAUGAAGCCAUAUCUGUUUUAAGUACAAAAGAUCCCGAUAUUGACCGACACCCGGAGAAACGGAUGAAAGCAGCGUACGCAAGUUUUGAGGAGAAAAUGAUGCCAAUAAUUAAAGAACAGAAUCCCACUCUGAGGUUGAGUCAAUUGAAACAAAUAAUUAGAAAAGAAUGGAUGAAAUCUUCUGAAAAUCCGUAUAAUCAAAAGUUAAUGAAUCGCUGAUCAUGAGAACAAUAAUAAUAUCGAAUGCAUUACAUUUAAUGCUAUUGACUGAUUUUUUUUUUUNUUAAGCUUGGUUAAAUAACAAUUAUUGCAACGGCACAUAAUCAACUAUA
Molecule: messenger RNA, 899 nt
Organism: Pseudomyrmex gracilis
Lineage: Eukaryota; Metazoa; Arthropoda; Insecta; Hymenoptera; Formicidae
Product: coiled-coil domain-containing protein 124
Exons: 4
Coding region: 163-786 (207 amino acids)
Biological process (GO): transcription by RNA polymerase II
Cellular component (GO): nucleus
Molecular function (GO): transcription coactivator activity
Source: RefSeq, a predicted model, not a curated record